CUCAUUGGUUCAGACAAAUGGAAAGAACAAUAGCCCUAAACAAUGAGAAUUUAGACUCCUCCGACAAGUCAGGGAUUACGUCUUGCGACAUCUUGCAGGCUUCCUGAUUUGCACAGUAAUAUAUAAUAUUGGUUUUGAUUAAUGAAGGUUUCGGAGAAAAAAACGUGUUUUGUUUAUAUUUUGAUGAUGUCGUCGAUAUGGGGUCUGGGGGGCAGUUUUGAGGUCGCAUCCCUUUGAAUUUUUUACAUUUGUGUUCAGGUCUAUCACUGUAUCACUGUUGUAAGGUUUAUGCUGGCCUCACGAAGUGCACGACCCUCACGUGUUUGCGUGACAGUGCCAGUGCAGUGGUGACCUUUGCAUUUUCAGGGCAAUCCGUAACAAAAGAAUUAGCAGCGCCACUAUUCAUAAAUUUAACAACCAUUUGUGUGGCUUCAAAUGAUUAUCGCUCUUUGAAUAAUAUGGAGAAGUUUCGUACUGGGUGUUAGUACAAGCCGUUGCUACUGACAAGACAAACUUUGGCAGUUGGUUUGUUUAUCAGAGGACACUCCUUGUAUCAAUUUGAAAAAAUAACUGAAGGAUUUUAAGGAUUAUUUCUCAAUGGAUAAAAGUCUGUUGGAGCGACUCGAUGCAGGAGAAGUAAUAAUUGGCGAUGGAGGUAUGAUAUUCAAUUUGGAGAGACGAGGGUACGUUCAUGCGGGCCGAUUCACACCAGAAGUCGUUUUAGAGUAUCCUGAGGCAGUGCGCCAACUGCAUCGCGAGUAUGUCCACUCUGGUGCCGAUGUAUUGCAAGCCUUGACGUUCUUUGCAAGUGACUCCCAUCUACAAAAGGCUGGUAUACGUGGCACGUGUAGAGAAAUGAAUGAUGCUGCCUGCAAAAUAGCCAAGGAGGUGGCAGAAGAAAGCAGCAGAGAUGUUUUAGUGGCUGGCUGCCUCAGUGAAACGUUUGCGUACACAGGACCUGACAGCAAGGAAGAUAGUGCCGCGGAGUUUGCAGUGCAAGUGAAAUGCUUUAUCGAAAAUGAUGUUGAUUUUGUUGUGGCUGAGUACUUCAGGUAUAUCGAAGAGAUGUGUUGGGCGAUAGAAGCAUUAAGAAAAGCAAACAAACCAAUCGUAGCCAUGAUGAACAUUGGCGGGAUGGGUGAUCGAAAUGGUGUCUCCACUGGCGACUGUGCUGUAGAGAUGGCUAAAUGGGGGGCUGACGUAAUUGGAUUAAACUGCUGCUUUGGUCCAGAGCUUCUGGUUGAAGCAAUGAAAGAUGUCAAGGACGCAUUAGAGAAAGCAGGGCUGAAGAAGCAUCUUAUUUGCCAACCGCUGGGGUUCUUGACUCCGGACGCGGGCAAAGAUGGUUAUCUAGGAUUACCGGAGUUCCCGUUCGCUCUCGAGCCCAGAUCUUUAACACGAUUUGAUGCACGAAAAUUUGCACGUAACGCAUACGAGGCUGGUGUAAAGUACAUUGGAGGCUGCUGCAACUUUGAAGCCUACCAUAUUAGAGAAAUGGCCGCCGAGCUUGCAAAAGAACGUGGCUUUAAAGCUCCGAAUGCAGAUAAAAUGUCCGACUGGGGAACUGCUGUUGCUAGCAGUCCUACACCCUGGAUAAAACAAAGGGGAAGACGCGAGUACUGGGAAAAUUUGCUGCCAACAACAGGAAGGCCUUUCUCUUCCGGGAUGUCAAAAUCACAGUACGAUCCAGAAUGGAGAAGUAAAAAUGGCCUGCCAAGAUAGACGGAAAAAAGUAUCUUGUAGAGAUUAUUGUGUAUAGGGGAAUUGUGUUAAGAAAAUGAAGGAGAUACAAUUAUUAUUAUUCAAGGGUUAUCCCUUACACGAAGGUUUUUUUCCCAAUCUAAUGAAUUACACUCUUUUUUUUAAAAGAACCAGUAAAUUUAAGUUCAGGCUGACUGUUCUUAAUUUUUUCGAAAAUCUGAGGCUGUUCUUAAUUUGUUCUUAAAUUAAGAGGGUGUAAGCAGUGCUAUUGCUAGCUUUUUCGCUCUAAGGAGGUGUUCAGGCCUCAUUUGCCGACAAAGUGAGUGAGUCAGCCUUAAUUUGUUGACAAAUUUUGAAUAUUCACCGAAAAAGCACCCACACAUGGCUAAUAAUCUUCGAUUUUGAGAAAAAACGUUGUUCAAUAUUGCAUUUUUCACAAGCUCAGUCUCAGCUUUUUCUUAAUUUGUUUUUAACUUUUGACCAGUUUUGAGGCUCGUGUUUUUAUAAAAUUGUUCUUAUAAAAAAAGAGUGUAUUACAUAACUCUUGUAGGUAUUAUACAACAGCUUCAUGUUGAAAAAUAUGAUUUAAGCUUGAUUUAAUAUGAUUAAAUAUGACUAAAUAUGAUUAAAUAUAGCCUAAUAUGAUUUAAUAUGAUUAAAUAAAUUUGUAACAACGUACUUAAUAGAAAAUCAUAUUAGACAUUACAUUUGCUUACUUUCCUUUUUGGUCAAUUCUGUGGCGAAAAUGAUGCACUGGUUCAACAUUAUUUCAUAGAUAUAAAAAUGCAUCUAUAGUGGGGGUAGGUAAUGGGGUAUAAGCUACCCCCUUUUCUAUCAAAACAUAGUCAACAUAAUUCUUCUGGAAAUUGAUAAAAAUGCAAUAGUUUUCAAAAGUUUUCAAAGAUUUAGAAAAUAACUUAGAUAUAGAAAAUAACUUAGAUAUAGAAAAUAACUUAGAUAUAGAAAAUAACUUAGAUAUAGAAAAUAACACCUAAUCUUCGCGGGAAGAGGGUAUGAUCUCUAGAAUUUUUUCAAAGGUUAAACCAGCUAACCUUGAUUCCCUCGAAUAAAAUGAAUUCGAGUUGCGAAGUGAAAAGGUUUUUCCACCGCAGUCACAUUUUCUUUUCGUUAUUCAUAUUCUCCUUUAACAGUCCGUAUAUUUCAACGUGUAAAUUUAACAUGUCAAUAUAAUUUAGGAUAGUUCACUUUCAAACAUUAAAAUUGAAAUUUACCGAAGAAGACAGUGGUGAAUAUAAAGAAAAAACUGUUUUAUUUUCCCCAGUAUGAUACUUUAUACCGAUUAUCUCAAACAAUGAUUUGGCAGAUCAGUAAUGGGUAAUAUUUUAUCUUGUGUAAUAUUUUUCGUCAUUUUAGUGCGUAAGCCUAAUAAGAUGUGCCUCUUAUACCAGAUAUCAUGAGCUGUUUCUUUAUUCGGUAGUAUUGAUGUUGUUGAAUUUUC
This is a messenger RNA of Rhopilema esculentum, 3160 nucleotides long. Its product is annotated as betaine--homocysteine S-methyltransferase 1. Gene Ontology annotation, molecular function: betaine-homocysteine S-methyltransferase activity; zinc ion binding. The record is from RefSeq and is a predicted model, not a curated record. NCBI's taxonomy places the organism in Eukaryota, Metazoa, Cnidaria, Scyphozoa, Rhizostomeae, Rhizostomatidae.